ACAACCCUCCCUCUGUGCUCCUUCCAUUUCUCCCCAACCCACCCCAGUUCUGGGAUUCAAGUGACAAAUGAUGGCUUUAAUCUCUUAAUGUGGAGUAGAUGUCCUCAUGCUGUAAAUUUGACCAUUUUAGGAAGAGAUUGUCUUGUGCGGGUGCUGCUGCUCUGGGGUGCUGCCUGUCAGUCACCUUUAAUACAGAGAAGAAUAAAGAGGACGAGGCUGUCGGCAGAACAGCCAGAAUGUUUUCUCCAAGCCUCAUGACUCUCCUCUGGUUAUUGGCCCAAUUGGUCUUGAACUUCCCUACUGCUCUUGGAACAGACUUCCGCUCUGCUUUCUCGGUUGCCCGCACCAGCAGCAUGGAAGGGGGUCCAGAAAUGGUCAUCACCUUUGACAAGGUCUACGUGAACAUCGGUGGAGAUUUCGAGCCCAAGACCGGAAUGUUCAGGUGCAGGAUUCCAGGCGCAUAUUACUUCUCCUUCACCGUCGGGAAGUUCCCCAAGAAGAACCUUUCGGUCAUGCUGAUGAAGAAUAAGAACGAGGUCCAGGUUAUUGUUUAUGAUGAGGAUCAUCACAAAGAGAGGAAGGUGGCAAGUCAGAGCGCCAUGCUGCAACUGGACUAUGGGGACACCGUUUGGCUUCGUCUUCAUGGAGACCCCAAAUAUGCCAUCUACAGCAACAUUGGGCCCUACACAACUUUUAAUGGAUAUUUGAUUUAUCCAGACGUGUCCUCCACCUACCAAAGCACCAAUGACCCUUACACAAUGCAGCACUAUGGAGGAGUCCAGUCUUUUAAAGGGCCGGUUUUAGAGGCCAACAAGGUCAGUCACACAUCUGCUGACCAGCCCUCAAUAAACACAGAUCCCAGGUCUGCAUUCUCCGUUGCCCGCACUGAAAGCAUCGUAGGAACUGAAGAUGGAAAAACCCAACAUCAAGCCAUCACCUUUGACACCGAAUUUGUAAAUAUUGGGAAAGACUUCAACUUAUCCUCGGGGGAAUUUCAUUGCAGGGUGGCGGGAGCUUAUUACUUUGCUUUCACCAUAGGAAAAAUGCCCUACAAGACUAUGUCGGUCAAGCUGAUGAAGAACCAGAAUGAAGUCCAGGCCAUGAUUUAUGAUGACAGCGAUUCCAAGAAGCGAGAGAUGCAGAGCCAGAGCAUGAUGCUCUCACUCCAUCCUGAAGAUACUGUCUGGCUCUACAGCCACAGUGAAGAAGGGUAUGGGGCCUACAGCAAUCAUGGGAAAUAUAUCACUUUCACCGGGUUCCUUGUGUACCAGGACGUGACUCCCAAACAACAUUCGCCCGCCACCAAUCAGAAAUUAGAAGAGAUCUGAGCAGGACUAACACUGUUUUCUAUUCCCAAGUGUGGGAGAUGUAGGCUUGCACUGUCGUCCUUGUCUGUUGAGCACGUUGUACAUAUCUUUGUCUCUGUCUCGUACUCUGCAUGCCGGUUGUACUGGGUGGCACUUAGGGGCAGAUUUAUCAAGGGCCGAAUCGAAAAUUUUAAUUUGAAAUUCAAAUUUUUUUAUGGUCAAAACUGUCAAAUUUGACUAGGGAGUUAUUCAAAUUAGAAUUUUUGAAAAAUUCUAAUCAAGAUUUAUCAUACAAUGUGCAUAGCCAGCAGCAUGAGGUUUACUGGCCACAUUAGGGCUGGUAAUCACAACAGGAAAGUCACAUGACUAACACUAUGGGGCAGAUUUUGGGUCGAAGUUAAAAUUAGUAUUUUCCAAAAAAAAUUUUGGUCAAAACUCUCAAAUUUGAAUU
Molecule: messenger RNA, 1758 nt
Organism: Xenopus laevis (African clawed frog)
Lineage: Eukaryota; Metazoa; Chordata; Amphibia; Anura; Pipidae
Gene: c1qtnf4.L
Product: C1q and TNF related 4 L homeolog
Exons: 2
Coding region: 99-1328 (409 amino acids)
Cellular component (GO): extracellular region
Source: RefSeq, a predicted model, not a curated record